CCCCCCUUUCUCCACCAUUACUUCACUCUCUCAAUAUUCCAUUUCCCUCCUCUCAAAACCCUAAUUCUCCCAUCAGAAAUUCCCAUGGCAAAAUCCGUAAGCCCAAACGCCAUCUCCACCUUGCUUUCAAACCCAUCACCCGAUUCUUCAUCAGAUCUUCCUGAUAUUGUAGUUCAAGUUCUCGAUCUCAAACAAAGUGGCAACAGAUACAUGUUCUCUGCGAAUGAUGGAAAUAUGAAACUAAGAGCGAUUCUUCCUUCGAAUCAGUACUCAGAGGUUCUCUCAGGGAAGAUUCAGAACCUUGGUCUCAUUCGCAUCCUGGAUUAUACUCUCAACGACAUCCCAAAUAAAUCUGAGAAGUACCUUAUUGUUACCAAGUGUGAACCGGUUUCUCCUUCGCUUGAAACGGAGAUAAAAAGUGAACAAUCUGGUAUCGUUUUGAAGCCUAAGGAAGAUGUUGUAGUUAAGAGCGAAAGCGCGGCUGGUAUUCUUUUGAAGCCGAAGCAGGAUGUGGUUUCAAAAUCUGCUGCUCAGAUUGUACAUGAACAACAUGGAAAUUCUGCUCCUGCGAGAUUGGCUAUGACACGCAGGGUGCGUCCUCUUGUUUCUUUAAAUCCUUAUAUGGGUGGCUGGACAAUUAAAGUAAGUGUCACAAGCAAAGGAACCAUGCGUACAUAUAAGAAUGCCAGAGGCGAAGGUUGUGUCUUCAAUGUUGAACUCACUGAUGAAGAUGGUACUCAAAUUCAAGCAACUAUGUUUAAUGAAGCUGCUAGAAAGUUUUAUGACAGAUUUGUUAUGGGAAAGGUUUAUUACAUUUCAAAAGGAACUUUGAAAGUUGCUAACAAACAGUUCAAGACUGUGCAAAAUGAUUAUGAAAUGACACUGAAUGAGAAUUCUGAGGUGGAAGAGGUUGUCAAUGAAGUUGGUUUUGUUCCAGAGACAAAAUUCAAUUUUGUCCCGAUUGAUCAGCUGGGUCCUCAUGUCAAUAAGCCUGAACUUGUUGAUGUUGUUGGAGUUGUUAAGAACGUGUCUUCAACAAUGAGCAUUCGAAGGAAGAGCAACAAUGAGAGUGUUCCAAAGCGUGACAUUACUAUUGCUGAUGAAACCAAGAAGACAGUUGUCGUGUCUCUGUGGGGUGACCUUGCAACUAACAUAGGACAAGAGUUACUGGAUGCUGCUGAUCAAUCUCCAGUAGUUGCGAUCAAAUCCCUCAAGGUUGGGGACUUUCAAGGUGUUUCUUUGUCAGCUAUAAGCAAAAGUUUAGUUCUGAUUAAUCCAGACACUCCUGAAGCUCAGAAGCUUAGAAGCUGGUAUGAUUCUGAAGGUAAGGAUGCUUCAAUGGCUGCUUUAAGCUCUGGUUCAAUUCCGGCAUCCAAUGCUGGUAGUAGAUCUGUGUACUCUGAUCGUGUAUCACUUGCUGACAUUACCUCUAACCAUUCAUUGGGGAGCGAGAAGCCUGCAUUCUUUAGUAUCAGAGGAUACAUAAGUUUCAUAAGGCCAGAUCAGGCAAUGUGGUAUCGUGCUUGUAAGACUUGCAAUAAGAAAGUUACUGAAAGCAUUGAUGCUGGGUACUGGUGUGAAAGUUGCCAGAAAAAUGAUGAGCAAUGCAAUUUAAGAUAUAUCAUGGUUGCAAGAGUUUCUGAUGCAAGUGGUGAGGCUUAUAUAUCCGCUUUUAAUGAGGAAGCUGAGAAGAUAAUUGGGUGUUCUGCUGAUGAGCUAGACAGCCUUAAAUCACAGGAGGGAGAAGACAAUCCUUAUCAAAUGAAAUUGAAGCAAUCCACCUGGAUUCCACACCUCAUCCGGGUUAGCGUUUCUCAGAAUGAGUAUAAUAAUGAGAAGAGGCAAAGGAUAACAGCACGUGCAGUUGUUCCUGUUGAUUUUGCUGCUGAAUCUAAAUUUCUCCUUGAAGACAUAUCCAAGAUGAGUGCUUCUCAAUAAAGUUGAAAUGCUGGUAUACAGUUUCCAGAUCUUUUUGGAUGAACGUUGCUGCCUGUAAUUAAGUUCUCAAAUGAUUUAUUGAUAUUUUGGCUGUCUCCAGAAACAUGCUUGGAUUUAAAUGCAUCUUUAAUUUUAAAUUACCAAUGUUACUUAAACAUAGGAUGUUAAUAUUUCACGAUGAUGGUUUUUAUGCUGUA
Molecule: messenger RNA, 2135 nt
Organism: Cicer arietinum (chickpea)
Lineage: Eukaryota; Viridiplantae; Streptophyta; Magnoliopsida; Fabales; Fabaceae
Product: replication protein A 70 kDa DNA-binding subunit B
Biological process (GO): DNA recombination; DNA replication; DNA repair
Cellular component (GO): nucleus
Molecular function (GO): DNA binding
Source: RefSeq, a predicted model, not a curated record